Molecule: messenger RNA, 908 nt
Organism: Cercospora beticola
Lineage: Eukaryota; Fungi; Ascomycota; Dothideomycetes; Mycosphaerellales; Mycosphaerellaceae
Source: RefSeq, a predicted model, not a curated record
UAUACGCAUAUCAUAUCAUACCCAUCGUCCUAACUAUUCUUAUCUAGAUUUCAAGAGUACUCCAGUUUCUCGAUCAUAGCAAGAUCUUCAUCGAAGCGUCGUUACCACAACAAGCCGAGCAUCCGCCCUCCCUUCACCGUACUCUUCUUACCACCACACGAUCCACGUCCAACAACAAUGACCCUCCAACAAGAAUUCAAUUCAUGGUGGGCACCGAAGUCCAACGAAGAAGCCCCAACCUCAUCUGUCCCUCAAAUCGGCUCUCAAGCUCCUCAGCCCGUUAUUCUUGCCCUCCAGUCCAACCAACGCACAGUCCUCGCCUUCCUCCGCCAUUGUGGGUGUCCAUUCGCCGAGAAGACUUACCUCCUCCUCCGCGAAGCAGCCAAGACCCACCGCGACAUCGACUUCCUAGCAAUCUCACACUCCGACCAAACUUCCACAGAUAAAUGGUUGAAAUCGAUUCCGCAAUUCGGUAGUGAACCGGCGAAUUUACGGAUCAUAGUCGAUGCUGAUAGGGAAGCCUACAACGCCUACGGCCUCAGCGUCUCCUCCUGGGGCCACGUCCUCUCAGCAGGAAGUAUGUGGAACGUAUGGAAUUUAGCCAAGAAUGAAGGGAUCAGCAAUCGACCGACGGAGAGUGGGAGUCGAUGGCAGACGUCUGGGACUUUUGCGAUAGGGGAGGAUGGGAGGGUGAAGUGGGGUGGAGCUGCGAAUCGUGCGGAUGACAUUCCGAAUUUCGAAGAAGCUGUUAAAGCAUUGGACAGUGGGAAAGUGGAGACAAAGUUGUGAAAUUAACGGCGAGUGUCUUGGAGGACAGUACAAGUUCCAGUGUGAAGUAGCGAACGCGAUGUAUGAGAGAUACCCAUGAAUUUGCGUAAAAAUUAAAGCCUGGUUCAGGUUCGUGAUUG